Messenger RNA from Podarcis lilfordi (Lilford's wall lizard), 18804 nucleotides. The record is from the annotation of a GenBank genome assembly. Lineage: Eukaryota; Metazoa; Chordata; Lepidosauria; Squamata; Lacertidae.
AAAAGCUUGCCCUAAUCUUCCAUUUCACCACUUUAUUCCCUUUACAAAGUGAUCUCUCAAACAUUACAGAGAAUUUACAAACUUUUCAAAUAAACACCAUGGUUCACUCUUAUUUCUGAUGCCCUAGCAUGAGCAUCAAACCAAAGACACCAUCCAAUAGGCUUGGGGGAAUGCUAAGAUUUUCAAAAGUGCAAUAAUAAUUUUGGGAGUGGGAACUAAACAGCCUACUGAGGACCAGCCAUGAUUACAAACCACUGUGCUGUUUGGGGGCACAGGAUGUAGAGAGGAAGGUAGACGGAAUAUCAUGAAGCUUUGUGAAGAGAGCAUGGCUGUGACUACAGCAGUAAAAAAGCACUAUACAUUGCAAGAGUUUGUCCCACUUGUCAGUCCUUAAAACCACAUCUCAAAAUUAUGGCUUGCUCUACAAAAAGACUGACCUCUCCCCACCUGCAACGGAAGUUACUUUUCUGUAAAGUAACUUCCAAUCACUAUUUUCUGUAGCCUUAAACCCCUCACAAUUUUAAUUACAAUGUUGGUGCCCACCACUAAAAACAACUCAUCACAGCAUGUGCCUCUGCUUCAGGGUUAAUAUCCCUUUUAAAAAAUUAACUACUAAUAGGCAUCCCCUCAGUUCAUUUCUGAAUGGUUUCUAGUCAUUAUGUUAAACAUACCUGCUAACAUUUUAAAAUCAAAAAGUGAUUGGUUUUGGUUUCACUCAACCCAGCUACCAAUGCAAGAUAUGCUAAACUGUGGCUUCAAAUAUGUAUACUGUAUUAAUGUAGAGCACACAGGUAACUUAGAAGGUAUAGAAAGUAUAUAGAAAGUUUUUGAGAGUCUGAAUGAAGCAAAUUAAACUUAUGCAUUAGAAGCUUUACCUGCCAAAGCUCUUAUCAUUCACAACAUACAGGACCGUCUCCACUUUCGCAUUGGAUCUGAUCAGCCUAGCCCUAAGUGUAUGCUCAAGAUAGCUUAAUGCAGAUUAAAUAUUCCUUGGGUCCCUUAAGAACUAAGGAGAGCCUUAUUGGGUCAGGCCAAAGUAUCUGGAACUCAAUCCUGGGCAUAUUAACUAAGAAUUCCCAUUGAGCUCAAUGCAGUUACUGAAAGUCAAAAGUGCACAGAAAUGCAACCUAGCAGGUCAAAAAGUGGUGGAAGGUGAGAGGAUUGUUGACCUGCUAUGUUCUCAAUGCAGUGAUUGGGAUUUACAUUUAAACACAGUGCCUGGUUACUGCGGAUGACCACAAAGAUGAGCUGCUGGACAAAUGAAACAACUGGGAAAGGCAGUUGCUCUGAACUUUGCAUACUAUGAACAAUGCUGCUUUCUCCAUGUUAAAAUAAAUACAUAUUGCCUUUAUUUACCCCAAAAAUGAACAUUUAUUGAGCUCACAUUCACUGCCUUCAGCGAGUAAAAAAAGAAUUAUACAAAGAGAAUCACUUAAGCUUAACACUUUUCUUAACUCCAGCACGAAUGCCAGACAGUUCGCCUCCGUAUCUUUGUUCUUCUCUUCGGACCUCACGAACCUGCCCCUUCCUACGAAUCUUGGCUCGCCUGAAUUUCUCACGGUGCUUGACUCUUGGGUUACGAUCAAUCUUUUUCCUUCUGGGUGUGAGGCCUUUAUUCUUGACAAUCUGGUACGUUGCACCUCUCUUUUGAUCUCCUGCUUCCUCUUCCAUAAUCAGGUCUUCCACACAUUCUGUUUCUUCUCGUUUCCUCUUUUUCUUAAGCUUUAUCUUUUCUUCCAUCUCCUUAUAAUAAUUCAGGGCAGCCUCCUCAUCCAAAUCUGAAUCAUCUGUAGGUUCUUCGGCAUCCUUACCAUUAGAAAGCUCACCAACAGCUUUAGGUUUGAUUUUAUUAACAGGCUUUCUAGCAGGCACGAUAAGCUUCUUCCUACCUUCCACAUCACCAGCAUCAGUACUAUGGAAUUCAUUAAGGAGCAGACGAAUCUCCGGUGACAGUUUUUGGUCCACAGUCGCCAAGUCAUUUAUUAAAUUUCUGUAACUUACAAGUCUUUCAAUGACAGGGUGACCGUGAACUGGAAUCCUUUUGGCUUUCAGCACCAAGUAAAAACUAAUGUUGCAGCAAUAGUUCAAAUAGAGAUGGUAUUUGGUCUGUAAAUACUGGCUGCCCUUUCCCUCUGGGAUGACCCCAUCUUUUACCAUUUGCAUGAGCGGCUCCAGUUCAUCUCUGAGCUCAGUUAACUUGGCUUCAAAGUCCUGAAUCAGCUCCAGCAACUCCGGGGAUUCCUUUUUCAACAGCUUCAACUUCUCUUUUUUAGAGAGAGACUGCAAGUCCUUGGCAAUUUUCGACCCGGACUCUUUUCGACCUGGCUCCUGGGCUGCCGCAGCGUAGGCCUCUAUCAGGUCCAGGCCGUAGUCAUCCUCCCCCAGAUUCUGCACCAGCCUUUUCUGAAUGGCUUGGGCCUCCUCCUCUUCCUCCAGCUCCUCGGCUUCGGCUUCCUCCUGGCUCUGCUUGGCUGCUUUGGAGCGAGCCGCAGCCUUGCCGUAGUCGGUGCCGUAAUAGAGCUGUUUCCGCUGGCCCCAGGCGAACUCAUGGGGGAGGCCGAGGUCUCCGCUGCCGCCCCGCUGCUCCUCCAGGUCGCUGUCCAUAUCCAGGGGCUCGCCUUCGCCUCCAUCCUCGUCGUCGUCCGCGCCCUCAUCUUCUCCAUCCUCCUCCGUCUCACUCUCCUCAGAGAGCUCUAGCCCCAAGACCUCCUCCUCGCCAUCUUCCUCCUCCUCCUCCUCCUCGCUGCCCAGCGCCGCCAGCACUGCCUCCUCCAGACGCCGCUGGUGGAAAUCGUCUGCCUCCUCCGUGAAGAUCGGGACUCCCGGCUCCGGCUCCUCCAUCUUUUCCUCCCGCGGCUGCGAGGCCCUCAGGCCCGCGGCUAUUCUCCGCCGCGGCUUCCCCAUGUUGCCGGCAGCGCGGAUGGAUCGGCGGUCGGCAAACCAGCGUGCGGUAUUACUGCUGUGCGGCCGCCAACGCACGACACUACUUCCGAGUCGAAGGUCGGUGCGCCUCGGAAACCGGCUUUCACUUCCGGUUCACAAGAAACGGGUAAGCCGUCGCCUCCACCUAACUAAUUCCCAAUUGUCAUUUCGUUGUUCAGGAAAUAACUGGACGGCCGUUAAUCUGCCGCUUACCGUCGUUAAUCUACGCGUCUCCGGUAGAUUCCGAACUGUACAGCGACCUCGCUUUCGAGGUGCUUUACUUCCGGCCUAGAGUAAGCGAGUAAAUUCUACAUCCGGUCGGUUGAUGCGCCCUGCUUUAUACCUUCCGCCUCGCUUGUGGACGCUCUGGUUUCGGUAAGAAGCAUAGAGAGGUGAUGGGGAGGAUGAGCGCCGGAGGCGAGGCGGGGCGUUCGGCCGAUGAAGUGCGCAUGCGAGAACCGCAGGGGGACACGUGGCCGACGUAAAGCGUGCGGCGUAAUGGAGUGCCAAGCGCGUGUAUCUCAGCCUCUGCCGCUGCUUCCAUUUAAUAGAACGAGCAUCCACACAGGUCCAAGAUACAUAUUAAUCGAUGCCAGUUAAUAGCAAUGCACUGUUCACUCAGUUCGAUAGACAGAUAGAUGUCUAUUUAUUUCUCCUUAGGAAUCUGCUUUAUGCUGAGUCAGACUUUUGGUCCAUCUGGGUUAGUGUUGUCUACACUGACUGGCAGCGGCUUUCUAGGCAGCAGCCUCGCAACUCAACCUGCAGGGACCGAACCUGGGAAUCAGCCACAUCAGGGGUGGAGUUUGGUAAUAUGGCUCCCUGAACAAGACCAAGAUUGGGCGCCCCUUCCCCCUAAAUAUUUAUUAUUUUCCACAGUUUUUCAUUUUGGUACAGCUGCUUUUUAAAUGGGUCUUCUCAGUAGGUACCCGUAUAAUUAUAAGUAUUGUUGUUAUGUGGGAUGCGGGUGGCGCUGUGGGUUAAACCACAGAGCCUAGGGCUUGCCAAUCAGAAGGUUGGCAGUUCGAAUCCCCGUGACUGGGUGAGCUCCCGUUGCUCGGUCCCAGCUCCCGCCAACCUAGCAGUUCGAAAGCACAUCAAAGUGCAAGUAGAUAAAUAGGUACCGCUCCGGCGGGAAGGUAAACGAUGUUUCCGUGCGCUGCUCUGAUUUGCCAGAAGCAGCUUAGUCAUGCUGGCCACAUGACCCGGAAGCUGUACGCCGGCUCCCUCGGCCAGUAAAGCCAGAUGAGCGCACCAACCCACAACUGGACCUAAUGGUCAGGGGUCCCUUUACCUUUAUCUGUUGUUGUGCUCCCUGUCUGCUCCACACCACCCUAAAUCUGGUGUUGUCUGCUUACAAGGCAGCUUCUGAGCUAUGGUGGCCCUUCCCUUAAAGAAAGAAAGAACAGACCUCCUGGAUUUUUUCCCUGAGGCUUCUCACACAGACACCCUGCUUUAGCAACUGAAGGAGUGGUGGAAAGUGUGAAAUGACAGUGUUGUUGUUCUCUCCCUGCUCACACUGCUAGGACUUGGGGUCUCUGGAUGAAACCUGAUUCAGAACAAGCAAUGGUGUUGCUGCUCAUGUUGUGAGAUCAUUUCGUUGCCACAAGAUGGAGACAGAUGCCGACUUUUAGCUUUUCCAAAGGAUAAAAUAUAUGUUAGGGUGGAAGCAGCAAACAUGAUGCCUUCUAGAUGUUGGACUCCCAUUUCCCGUCAGCCUCAGCCGGAAUGGCUAAUGGUCAGGGAUUAUGGGAGUUUGAGUCCAACAACAUCUGGAGGGUACCACACAUUAGCAGCUCCUGCCAUAGAAGGUAGGUUAAUUGAUGGAUGCUGGCCUUCAGUUACUGAAGCGUACAUUGGAAUAUCAAAAGAUGGACCGCCACAUGCGAAUUUCCCCAGAAUAAUCUGCUAGUUGCCAUCAGAAACAAAAUCCUGGGCUUCGUGGGUCUUUGAUUAAUCCAGAAAGGCAAGUCUUGACAUUUUUACAUCUUCAGGACUACCAAUGGAUUAACAGAAUCGAUAAAUAUAUCAGUUUAAGCAAAGUAAGUGUGCAACCCUAUACAAGUCUAUACAUGGAAUAUACUUCUGAGUAGGCCUACAUAGGCUUGUGCUGCUGGUAGUAUAUUAAAUCCAAAUUAAUUUGCAUAUUAAUAAAAACAAUUGGCUUGUAUGGAAAUAAACAUUCUUUUUUUGUUUCUAGAUAAUUCAUGUACCUGCCUCAGCAGGGACUGCCUUAGUACUUAAUGUAGAAGGCAGGGGGCCUUUUCUGAGAGGACACCUUCCACCUACAGUUCUCAUAAGUUCAAUAAGCACUUCCAUGAAUUUUGCAAGCACGUUUUUAGGCAGUUUAAAGGCUUUUGAUCACUGGUUAACUGAGUAAACACCACAGCCCCAAAUGACGUAGGAGGGUGUUAAUAGGCAAGAAUUGGUGCAGAGUCCGUGGCACCAUUCACAUAACAAAAACUACCAUAGAGAUAUCAAGUUUUUCAAAAGUAGCAAGUCCAUGGCUUCACUUUUGAAAAACAGGUCUGCAGUCCUUAGCUAAUUGGGAACCACUGGUUUAGUCUAACCUGCUUGAUGCAAGAAGCCCAGAGGCUUUUCCCCAACAGAUGACUUUUCCUGUCCAGACUCUGCUUAAAGACUUCCAGAGUGGGUGAUCCCACCACCCCUCUAAGUAACGGGUUCUUUUGUUAACCCACUCUUACUGUCAAGUGGUUUCCUCCUAAUAUUGAAAUUACACCUACCUGCCUAUAGUUUAAGUCCAUGAGAUACAGUAGUGUCUCCAACGAGAUCAAAAGUUUAUCGAGGACUGGGGAAAAUUUGUUGAGUAUUGGGGAGGUUUAAGUGAUAAUGAAAUAACGUUUGCGGCAUUUAAAGAAGCUCUGUAAAAACUUAAAGAAAUAUUGUAAGAAAGGAAAACAGGUGUGGAUAGGUUUGUUAAAAGGCAAUACGAAAUGUAGGAAAUGUGUAACUAAAAAGUUUAAUUCGGAUGAUUGUCAGAAUGGCUGAUGGAAGUCCAAAAAAGGAGAAAAUUUGUAAAGUGGAAAUGUUUGUUUAUUUUUCUUUUGCUGAAAAUUAAUAAAAAAUAUUAUAAAAAAAGAGAUACAGUAGUGUCUUCUAGGACACCAGAAAACAAAUUUUUGCACUCCUCAAUGACUGUGUGUGCAUGACCCUUUACUCUGGCUCCAGUGUACUCCCAUCGCUAGUGUUUGAAACCAUGUACACGUGAUGUUAGCCACAAUCCCAUAGCUGUCCUGUAGUUCUUGAAAAAUCCUGCUGUUCAGCGCAUUUCUACUCAAACCAGCUUCCAUCCAAUUUGAAAAAUGUCAGCCGCAUUCCAUUUGCAGUUAAGCUGAGGUGUGUGCACUCGAGACAACUGUUGCGUAUGCCCAGAUGACAGUUUUGUGAACAGGAGUUGGAAAGGUUGCAGGUGUGGAAAAAGCAAUUGUGCUUUGAGUGAUGAAAUCUGGGAAGAGGCGGCCUUGCUGUGCUUUAAGGUGCUAAAGCAGAGCUUUCCAAGCUUUUCAUGCUGAUGACACACUUUUUAGACAUGCGUCAUUUCGCAGCACAGUCAUUCAGUUUUACUACCAAACUAGAGGUUAAACUAGCCCCUUUCAUCGACACACCUACACACUGCAGCCAACACACUAAUGUGUCAUGACACACAGUUUGGAAAGCUGUGUCCCAAAGUGUAUUUGACCUAAGUGUCAGCCUUUCAGGAAUUUGAAGUGCUGUCAUGUCCCUCCUCUGUCUUCUCCAAGUUAAAUACAACCAGUUCCUCCCACCUUUCCAGUUGUGCUUCCAGUACAAUUCCCUUUUUGAUCUACUUAUGGAGGCUUUCAAGCUGCUUUUGGGGCUAUCCUUCCACCUUAAGUUACCACAGUCAGUAUGUUGGACUGCUGUUUCUUAGUGCCCUCUGUACAUCAGCAAGGCAUUGUAAUCCCUCAGAGUGAAGUAAUGGUGCUGAAAAGAACUCUUGCCUCUGAAACAAGCAGGCUGACCGAUACCAAACCCAAGCGCCGUUCUAUGCAAAAUAAGUGCAGGUGCCAGUUUCUUCUUAAGAAAACCACAGAGCAGGUGCAGCAGGGCCAGUUAAACUGGAAUUUAGAGUUGCAGCUCUCUAAAGGAAAGGAAAUGCAACUAUUAGGGCGCUUAACCAAGUAAAGAUGCUUAAAUCUUCAGAUACCAUGUAUAUAAUUCAAUAGCUUCAUUAAAAUAUGAAUUUGCAUAUCUUUUUAUUUGAAGGAGCUCAAGGUGGCAUACGUGGUUCUCCCUCCUCCUUGCUUUAUCCCAGGUAACGCUGGAUUGUAGUGACUAGCCGAAAGUCACCCAGGGAGCUUCAUGGCUGAGCAGAGAUUUGAACCCUCGUGUCCCACGCCCUGGUCUGAAACCCUAACCCAGGGGUCAGCAAGGUUUAUCUUGCCUGGGCUGGAUCAGUCCCGCAGAGAUCCCUCCGUGGGCUGGAUCACGUGCGCGCAUGAGGCGCACCUGCGAUUUUUGGCAUCUGCGCAUGCAUACCCGCAGUUUUUGGUGUCUGUGCACGUGCAGACACGAUUUACAGCGCCGCGGAAGCGAGUCCACGUGCUGUGCUGCACUGAUUUAGUGCAGCGCGCGAGUGGGCAGCUCGAUUUGGGGGCGGCUCGUGGGCCGGUCAAACGACCUCUGCGGGCCGCUUCUGGCCCAUGGUCCUUAGGUUGCUGACCCCUGCUCUAAACGUAACACCUGACAUAGGACUCCUGCCAACCCCGUAAUGCAAGAUGCUUUGGGACAGGCUGUGGUUACUCACUGGUGAUCAACAGGCACUCUGCACAUGCUUCAAGCCCGAGCCAUUGUCCUCCGCGUGAAAUAAGUUACAGCUAAUCCUAUUGACAUAGUAGGUGUGAGUCCUGACACACAAAAUCCUUGGAUAAAUUAAGUCCAGAGAGUGAAUCAACUACCUUUGUAACUUUUUCCUGUUAUUGAUUUCCCCCUACCGGUUUUGUCAAACAUGUACUUGGUGACUGAAAAAGUAACUGAAACUCUUCCUGUGGUCAUAAGGUGUGUAUUUUUAACCAUGUGCACAGAGGCUGAUAUAAGGAGCUCUGCAGCUGGUCCGUGGAAAGCAAAGAGCCAUGUGAUCUAGAGGCAAGUGACUUCAGUAAAAUAACUUUACUCUUUCAGGCACAUGAGUUUGCUGGUUUAAAGGCGUGGAUCUUGAGUUUGGAGGCAAAAUUAAACCAAAUUAGGAGCUGAAUAAUGUAAAACAUACUGUAUAUGGAAUCACAGAAUCUUAAGAGUUGGAAGGGACCCCAAGGGUCAUCUAGUCCAACCCCCUGCAAUGCAGGAAUCUCAGCUCAAGCAUCCAUGACAAAUGGCCAUCCAACCUCUGCUUAAAAACCUCUAAGGAAGGAGAGUCCACAACGUCUCAUGGGAGACUGUUCCAGUGCUAAACAGCUCUUACUGUCAGAAAGUUUUUCCAAAUGUUUAGUUAGAAUCUCCUUUCUUGCAACUUGAAGCCAUUGAUUCAAGUCCUACCCUCCAUAGCAGGAGAAAACAAGCAUGCUCUCUCCGCCAUGUGACAGCUCUUAAGGUAUUUGAAGGUGGUUAUCAUAUCUCCUCUCAAUCUCCUCUUUUCCAGGCUAAACAUACCCAGCUCCUUCAAGCACUCCUCACAAGGCUUAGUUUCCAACCCUUGAUCAUCUUGGUUGACCUUUUCUGCAUAUGUUCCAGCUUGUCAACAUCCUUCUUAAAUUGCGGUGCCCAGAAUUGGGCACAAUAUUCCAAGUGUAGUCUGACCAAGUCAGAAUAGAGUGGUACUAUUGCUUUCCUUGAACUGUACACUAUACUUCUGCUGAUGCAGUCUAGAAUAGCAUUAGCUUUUUUGCUGCUGCACCACACUGUUGACUCAUGUUAAGUUUGUGGUCCACCAAGACCCCUAGAUCCUUUUCACAUGUACUGCUAGUAAGCCAGGUGUCCCGCGUCCUAUAUUUGUGCAUCUGGUUCUUUCUGCCUAAAUGCAGAAUCUUACAUUUGUACCUAUUGAUAUGCAUUUUGUUAGCUUUUCCAAUCUGUUAAGGUCAUUUUGAAUUCUGAUUCUGUCUGUUCUUAAACCAAGGCAUACUUUCCCAUAGCAGCGGGGGACUCAAUUUACAAAUGGAACACACUCAACAGGAAGUGAAACAUGUUCUUAUUCCAAGGCAAAGUUCACAAACCAAAACACCUAUUUCCUGGUUUGCAGCAUUCUUAAUCCAAGUUGUUAAUAAGCUAAGCUUUUCUUAAACCAAGAUACCACUGUAUAUAUAUAUAUAUAUGUGUGUGUGUGUGUGUGUGUGUGUGUGUGUGUUUUAUCUUGAUUUAUUAUUCUUCCGGUAAGUUUCACCAUUUCUGCAUGUUCCAUAAGUUAUUGUAUCCAUUCUUCCUUUGCUGGGACUUCUGCCUUUUUCCACAAAGGUUAGAGUCAUGCCUGUUCCUAGUUUUGCCUUUGGCCAAACCAAGGAAUGUUUGGUUCUAAAAGAAUGUGAACUUUGGGGUGUAAAACAUCCUCACCUUUUAGAGUCCCUACACAUGAGCAGUCCCGCCACCGCACGCGUUUCAAGUUGCAUUUGCAUGUUGCUGUACAUACCAGAGAGGGGAUGGGGAUACCUGAUGUACAUUUCCUAUUUAGUUUCCCCGUGUCUGCAACACACACACCCUGAACAGCUAUCCAUGAAGCUGUCAUCUGCUCAAAUAUGCACGCCUCAUCUUAACUGCAAAGUGAAUGUGGCUUAUGUUUAUAAAUCAGACGGGAGCUGGUUUGAGGGGGAAACCACCAGGCAGGACCCUCGUACCUAUGGGAUCGCCUCCCUUGGUAUGCCCCACGGAGGACCUUAAGGUCCAUAUAUAGCAACACCCUAGAGGUCCCGGGCCCUAAGGAAGUUAGAUUAGCCUCAACCAGAGCCAGGGCCUUCUCAACACUGGCUCCGGCCUAGUGGAACGCUCUCUCUCAUGAGACCAGGGCUCUGCGGGAUCUGAUCUCUUUCCGCAGGGCCUGUAAGACAGAGUUGUUCCACCUGGCCUUUGGCUCAGAAUCAGUUUGAUUCCCUUCCCCUUUUUCUUUUUCCUUUCUCCUCCUAUGAUGAGAUUGCUCCCUAAUUGUUUUAAUAUUGUAUCUUAAUAUUUUAAAUUGUAUUAUAAUCAACUUGUUUUUAUUAUUAGUUGUUAGCCGCCCUGAGCCCAGUCUUGGCUGUGGAGGGCGGGGUAUAAAUAAAAAUUUAUUAUUAUUAUUAUUAUUAUUAUUAUUAUUAUUAUUGGUGAAUUUCUCAAGAAACUUCAGGAUAGAUGUGGAUUGUGGCUAAGGUGAGCUGCAGAGGAUCCGAAGUUAACAGUAACACAGCCGUAAAAGCUUGUUCCAAUGGUUUGCUGCUGGGAUAAGAUGCCAAACAUUGCUGACUCUGCCAGCAGGAGAAGAGUCCCAGUGAGGUGGGGGAAUCCUAAAUUAGCAGCCUGAUUCUGGUUACAGAACUUAAAAUUCCCAGGCGAAUAAAUAAUCCAAAAAUGCUCAAGAGAGGCUGGUGAAGGGUGUGGCUGGGGAGAGGGUGUGGCUUGGAGAGACUCUCAGGGGCCGGACAAAGUGUCCCAGGGGCCAGACAUUUGGCCCUCAGGCCUGAGAUUCCCUAACCCUGAUAUAAAAUAAUAAGUUUGCCAGGAGUGGAGUGAAGCCAAAUUCAUUCUAUGCCACACAGCAUCACCUUCUCAGAAGCAUUUGUGACAUCAGAUCACUGCCAGACAAUAAUAUUUUAUUGAUAAGUUUGUUAACCCAGAGGCAAACACCUAAGCAUCACACUUAGAAGACUCUUGCAGUCUAAUCUGUUUUAGUUCCCUAAUCUCCCUGCAUAUGUGUGUUUUAUGUUUAUAUGUGUUUUAUGUGUAUUGCAAACCCAAGUUCAAAGAGAGAGAAAGAGAGAUGUUGUAAUCCUGCCCACCAGUAGAGUUUUCGAAGAACGGGGUUUUCCUCCCUGAUUAGUAAACCACAAUUACUUUGUGGUUUCAUUCUGUCCGGAUGUGUUUUGCACCACCGUUAGCACAACUUGACUGCAAUCUAGGCAGGUGUUUUUAGGAAUCUCAGGCUGCCACCGCCACACAGACUGCUUUUUGGCAGAGAGGCACAACUCUGAGAGUGUUUGAAGGCAGGCAGAGAGAAUGAAGAAUUACUGGAUCCUCUGUGGAACCCUGGCUGUCCUUUGGGGAGCUAUUCUUGGAACAGGUAUGCAACAUUUGUCCAUUGAAAGCAACUCGGAUAUAAUGUUUUAAGCAAAGAAAGUGCUUUUGUGCCGGGAAGAAUCGUCACUAUAUUAAUUGGCUCUAAAAUUCUUACCUAGAAGGUGGUACUGUAUCUAGAUUGAAAAUUUUAAAAGUAAAAGGGAUGCUUAUUUUGUCCUACUGGGCUGCUCUGAAAUCAGGGUUAUGGUGAUCUAUAAUGUGCAUUAGAUAUACUUACAAUGUCAGAGCUGUGUUUUGAAAUGGGGAUCACCAGGUGUUCAGUAAUGCUAAAGUAUCCAUUUUUUCUGUUUUUGGGGUUGGCUUGAGUGAUGCCUCCGAACCAGAAGUUCAUUGCUUUCUAUAAUUCUCCCCUUGUCUCCUCACUGGCCCAAAUAGGACUAAUUUAGCCAGCUAGCCCUGGUGUUCAUCUAAUGUUUAUUGGGAUGGAUUUCCCCCCUAAAUUGAUUUUUGAAUUCUGAAUUUAUUGCUAUUCACGUUUUAUACUGUAUUUUAUGCUGGUUUUUUUGUUGCAUCAAUUAAGUGUUUUAAAUUUGUUGUUAGCCGCCCUGAACCGGGAAGGGCAGGGUAUAAAUAAAAAUGUAUUAUUAUUAUAUUAUAUGAAUCUUAAUAUGUCUUGGAGUUUGCAUGCAUUCCUGCCAAUGUCCCUACUGACUCUGCUCUAAUGGUUGUAGUUGUUGUUGAUAAUAAUAAUAAUAAUAAUAAUAAUAAUAAUGGCAGCUUCAUGGUAGAAGCCACUUAUUAAAUUCAGAAAGUAAGAUAGAAUUAAGGGGUUAAGAUAUGGGAAAGGGAAGGAAUACAGACUGACAGAUAAAAGAAAAAGAAUCCAGCAUGGCCCCGGGGGUGACCCAUAGUAAUGUAGGAGGAAGAGGAAGUGUAGUGGAGAGGAUUGUGGCCACUGCAGGGUUGCUACUUCUUUCUGGCAGGGCUCCUGUGCUGUUUAUGCUGGACGACAGCAGUGGAGGGAGGCUGGGGCCAAUAGCGACUGGGUAGGGCAAAAGGCAGAGACCCCAAGCAGUGGGUGGCAAAAGUAGUGCAGUGGCAAAGUCAAAAGUUCAGCUUCUCUUCAUGACAGUCGCAGCCAUGCCCCCUCACAGCAGCCCCCCCUUUUAUUAUAAAACCAUAAUUGUAUAAUUAUGCAAUAAUAAAAGUUGGGGAUGCAUUGCAACAGUUAAUGCCCUGAGGCCCAGGGGAGCUGUGUCACCAGCUGGAAUAAAAAAAUAUUGGACCAGUGUUCUGAUCCAGCGUAAAUCAGCUUCAUAAAUUCAUAUAUUAUCAGAUAGUCCAGGCUUUCCCAACCUGGUGCCCUGCAGAAGCCCUAACCAGCCCAAGCCUAUAACCCAGUGAUGAACCUAAGAUACGUAGACCUCCGAGUCUGAAAAUGCCACGUUGAAGCCUUGGGUUUCAACUUCCUCCCUAGCAGCCUAAAUUUGGCUUCCAGGAUCUUUCAGCUGCAAAUCUCAGUAUGACUCAGUAACCCACCCUUUGCAUCUCAUUAUUACGUUGGCGUCGUUUUUUUCGGGAUGUGCAUGUGAUAAAAUAGGUGCGCCCUAAACAUCUGGCAGAUCGGCACCAGAGAAUGUUCUCGUUUUUCUUUCUCAGUCUAAAAAACCUUGUGUUUUAUGGGCAGCUUAUUAUGGGCUGGAUGAAGAUGAAGAGAAGGUCCUGGUUGAUAACAAGUGCCAGUGUGUGAAGGUGACAUCGAAAUUUGUCCCUUCCAAAGACAACCCACAAGAGGAAGUACUGGAGAGAAACAUCCGCAUCAUGUAAGUGGUACUUCAUAUAAAGUUUCUCCUUUUCCUGAGGCAUAUACACAACUGUCAAAGCCAUAACCACCGAAUGGGACGGAAUAAACGCUGCAUAGCCUUUCUAUAAUUUGGGGAGCAGGAUUAUCUCACUCUUCAUGCAGCUUCUGUGGUGAAGAUGGAAGAGCAAGCAGGACACCAAUACUGUACAGCCCUCUAGGAUCUCCCUCUUCCCCCACUUCAAUCACUUUGUCAGUUUCACAGGUGUAGCCCAGUUAAGUCUUUUUGCAACGAAAACCAUGAAAAGUCUUGUGGCGCCAACAGAUUUGUGGUGGGUGAACUCCCAAGAUGCCACAAGACUCUCUGGUGGUUCCUCACAUCCAAUCCUCCUUCGACUCUGAGAACAUCCUGGAAGACCCUCUCACUACACAUUCAACUACAGACAUCUCCCCAUUUACAUGGGGGUUACAUUGCUGGGUACCACACAUAUACAUGAAAUUGUGUAUAGUGGGGAACACAAUCUUUAAAGCCUAUGAACACCCUCCUUUCUCAAGCUCCAACUCUCCACAGGCCUCAGAGGCCAGUGCAAAGGCUCCUGGAAUUGCUAGCCAUUUGUCAACUCUUUCCCCACCAUUUUUGCAGUUUUUCCGCACCCCUUUUGCCAUUUAAACAUAUUUAUUUAUUUCCUGGCACCACACUGUAAUGCGUAAGUGGAGAAAAGCCUGUACUGCACUUGACCUCUGCUAUCGGCAGCCAUAAAACCUUUCCAAUGGCUUGACCACAUCAUACAGAUGACAAAGCUGCUGCAGAGAGAGAGAGCUCAGCCAUCUGCAUAGGCUCACUGAUUGUUGUUGUUGUUGUUUCAUUCCUGAAACCCCGGGGAGCAGCCGCCUUUGUUGUUGUUUAGUCGUGUCCAACUCUUCGUGACCCCAUGGACCAGAGCACGCCAGGCACUGCAGUCUUCCACUGCCUCCCGCAGUUUGGUCAGACUCAUGUUUGCGGCUUCGAGAACACUGUCCCACCAUCUCAUCGUCUGUCGUCCCCUUCUCCUUGUGCCCUCCAUCUUUCCCAGCAUCAGGGUCUUUUCCAGGGAGUCUUCUCUUCUCAUGAGGUGGCCAAAGUAUUGGAGCCUCAGCUUCAGGAUCUGUCCUUCCAGUGAGCACUCAGGGCUGAUUUCCUUUAGAAUGGAUAGGCUUGAUCUUCUUGCAGUCCAUGGGACUCUCAAGAGUCUUCUCCAGCACCAUAAUUCAAAAGCAUCAAUUCUUCAGUAAUCAGCCUUCUUUAUGGUCCAGCUCUCACUUCCAUACAUCACUACUGGGAAAACCAUAGCUUUAACUAUAGGAACCUUUGUUGGCAAGGUGAUGUCUCUGCUUUUUAAGAUGCUGUCUAGGUUUCGUCAUUGCUUUUCUCCCAAGAAGCAGGUGUCUUUUAAUUUCAUGACUGCAGUCACCAUCUGCAGUAUAAGGGCUCACUGAUGCGCUCACUGAGCAUCAGGGCUCACUGACGUGCCUUGCCAAAUCAAAAUUGUGAUUUGCUCCCUCAACACAGCAGAGCUUACGCUGGUGCAGUGGCAAUCCCACAAAGCUGCCACAGCCCACCAGAUGUGAGGACUGGCCUGAAGGAAGUGGUUCAUCUUGUUUCACACACACACACACACACACACACACACACACACACUGCAGGCCGCGUUUGACAGAUGUGUGGGGUUGCCUACCUGUCAAUCACCUGUUGACCCAUUUUCAGUAGCACAGUUUUAAAGUAAACUGUAUGCAGGCAAGAAUCCUGUGUGCGGUGCUUUGCAGUCCCAACGAUCAGCUAAUUGUCGGGACUUCAAAGCACCACAUGCAGCUAUGUGCAGAGAGCCAUACAUGGCGCUGUGCAUUGGGCUUUGCCGGUCCACUGAUCAGCUGUGCCUGCUAAUCCUUUUUGUCCCAGCUAUGCCUGUACCUGCCUCAUGGCUGAUAUUAUAUAUGGUGUCAGGUAGAUAGCAGGUGGACAUGGCUUUGCCAGAAUGAACUCGCAGGUCAAACAGGGAGGCCUCGUGGGUCAUAUUCGGCCCAGAGCCUAGGGGUUCCCCACCACUGAUCUACGGAAUGGCCCAGACGAAUUGGUUCAUCCAGGAUUUGGUCCAGAGGAACUGGUUUUGCAGGGAACUCGGGCACUAGUGACUAUUAAAGCAGCAAAAUUCUACGCAUCAGCAUGUAUUUCUAAGAACCAGGUGGUUAAAUCUAACUUACCACGCCAGUAGUCAGUGAUCCAUUCUAAAGUGAAUGUGCCACAAUGUGGGUAGACACUUCCUAGCCCUUUGCUGCUCUGUCAAUUCCAAAAAUCUUUCUGCUGGCUUGCAAACUUCAAAAGUGUUUGAUUGCAACGUAAUGGCAGAUCUGCAAUAGUAAUACUGUAAUAAAGAAUGAUUGAUAGUAACCCUGGUGCUGCUCAGACUCAUGUCCACCACUCGGCUUGGAUAGGCGUCACUCCUCUGCCAGCCAAUUGGUUUUCACAGGAGCUGGCAUGCUGGCACUGUGACCCUUGCUAGUGUUUUUAUCUUGCCGCAGCAACAAUGGGAGAGAACUUGUCAGCCCAGAGCGUGGGUAGGCAAACUAAGGCCUGGGGGCCGGAUCUGGCCCAAUCGCCUUCUCAAUCCAGCCCGCAGACGGUCUGGGAAUCAGUGUGUUUUUACAUGAGUAGAAUGUGUCCUUUUAUUUUAAAAUGCAUCUCUGGGUUAUUUGUGGGGCAUAGGAAUUCAUUCAUUCCCCCCCCCCUUCAAAAUACAGUCAUACCUCAGAUUGCGAUCACUGUAGGUUGUGUGUUUUCGGGUUAUGGAUGCGCCGAAACCCGGAAGUACCAGAACGGGUUACUUCUGGGUUUCGGUGCUCAUGCAUGCACAGAAGUGCUAAAUUGCGCUUUGCGCAUGCGCAGGAGCGCCAAAUCGCACCAUGCGUGUGCGCAGACGCGGCGCUGUGGGUUGCGAACGUGCCUCCCGCACAGAUCACGUUCACAAUCCGAGGUUCCACUGUAUACUCCGGCCCCCCACAAGGCCUAAGGGACAGUGGACCAGCCCCCUGCUGAAAAAGUUUGCUGACUUCUGGUCCAGAGCAAUGACAGUUGUGUUUCCAUUCCUGCAUUUCAUGUGGCUUGUAACUUUCUCUUCCUCUUUGCCUUCUCCAGAGUUCCCCUGAUGACCAGAGAGAACAUCUCUGACCCCACCUCGCCAGUGAGAACCAGAUUUGUCUACAACUUCUCCAAGCUGUAAGGGCUUCCCUUGAUUGCACUUAUCUCAAUAAGCUUAAGUAGCGCUAAAAGAGUUGAGGCCACUGUAAUGUGUAUUAUAUUGCAACAAAGGAUAUAACUGAGAUGGCACCAACUGUGCCUUGUGCCAACUCAGCUAUAUUGGCUUUGGGUCAUAUCCAGAAUGUAGCACUAAGUAGCCCUUUCCAUCAGCCCUGGACACACCUCCCACACUUGCCUUGGGCAGAAAGGGCAGUAUCCAUCAAUGCAGGAUUUCCCAAACUUGGAUUUCCAGCUGUUUUUCAGACUACAAUUCACAUCAUCCCUGACCACUGGUCCUGCUAGCUAGGGAUGAUGGGAGUUGUAGUCCAAAAACUCCCAGCCGACUGCACUGGCUACCAAUUCGUUUCUGGGUCCAAUUCAAAGUGCUGGUUUUGACCUAUAAAGCCUUAAACAUCUCAGGAGCACAAUACCUCAAGGACCGCCUCUUUCCAUAUGAACCUCACCUUCUGAGGCCCUCCUUCGUGUGCCUCCUCCUCAAGAGGUCCGGAGGGUGGCACCACGAGGACGGGACUUCUCUGCAGUGGCUCCCCAUCUGUGGAAUGCUCUCCCCAGGGAAGUUCGCCUGGUGCCUUCAUUAUACACCUUUAGGCGCCAGGCAAAACCAUUCCUUUUUAACCAGGCCUUUGGUUGAUCUGAUUUACAUCCUUUGCCCUUUUAAAAUGUGUUUUUUUGGACAGGGGGCUAUUGGAUUGCUGCUUUUAUUUUUAUUAUGUAUUUUGUGGUUUUAUGUCUUGAUUUUAUUCUGUGAACCGCCCUCGGACCCCCGGGUAUAGGGCGGUAUAUAAAUCUAAUCAAUCAGUCAGUCAGUCAAUAAAAAACAUCUGGAGACCCAAGUUUGGGGAAACCCUGAGCUAAUGUGUCCCAUGGGCACAAGGAUUUAUACUUGCACAACAGAACUUCCCCCACCUCGUAAGCAUGUUCUAGAGCAGCGGUUCUCAACCUGUGGGUCCCCAGAUGUUGUUGGACUACAACUCCCAUCACCCCUGAGCUCUGGCCUUGCUAGCUAGGGGUGAUGGGAGUUGUAGUCCAACAACAUCUGGGGACCCACAGGUUGAGAAAGGCUGUUCUAGAGGGUCCCCUCUUACCUACCCUCCAAAGCAGAUUUGAGCAGCGUGCAUGGGCGUGUCUGCUCUGGCAGGGGUUGAUGGGAGUUGUAGUCCAACAACAACUGGAAGGCAGAGCAUUGGCUAUUCCUCCUGUGGAAUCUCUUUGUAUGGAUCUUGUUAUGUACUGAGUUGAAUAGGAUCCAAAAUGCAGCAGUCUGAUUGCUCCUAGAACAAUAGGAUUCAGAAUACAGCAGUCUGAUUGGUCCUAGAACAAUGCAGCAGUAUGAUUGGUCUGCAGGAGCCACCCAAUCCAGCUCCAGAUGGAAGUGAAUCCACAACCUGAUUGGCCUACAGGAGAAUUCUGGAAUUAGCCAAUCACGUGCAGCCCAUUGUGUAAAUAAUGUAUAUAAAGCAGAUACUUUGGGGAAACUUCCAUUCCUCCUCACCACUAUGAGCUGAAUAAAGGGCAUGAAAUCCACUCUCGACUCCGAGUAUAUUUCAGAUCUGUUGGCUAACUUUUCUCCUCCUCUGCCACCUGUCUUCUAGCUGUGAUAAAUGUGCUGCAGCAGACGGCGAAGCCACGAACGACCACCCUGUGCCAGGAGAGAGCAGCAUGUGCAACGACCCCGACCAGCCCUGCUACACCUACGACAGAAAUAAGUGCUACACGGCCUCUUGCCUGUUCUCGAACGGUGGGAAGACUGAGGUCAUCCAGACAGCCUUGACUCCCGAAUCCUGCUAUGUUGAUUAGAUCAUAGAGCUGAAUGCAGGGCAUGGUGGGGCAGAUGGACACCACCACAGAGACUUAUGUCGGCUUCAUAGUACCAGUUACAGCUUCCCUCAAGGGAUCCUGGGAACUGUAGUUCAGUGAGGGUUCACCGUUAGGGAUCCUUUGGGCUGGAGAAAAUCGAUACGGUUCUCACCUAAAGGCAAACUCCCCCAAUUCACAUUUUCCAUAACGUGAACCGAAAAAAGCUCCCCUUCAGAAUUUGUGUGUCUCCAAAUUACACGGUGCAGUUCACCAGACAAAUGACGUGUGCAGAAAUGCACAGCCUGUGCUAAAAUCUACAUAUAAAUGUACCUUUUAGUGAAAAGAGCAUACAAAAUUAUGCUCGGGAAAUUGCUUUGGAGAAACUGGGUUGAAAAGAAACUGGAUUAAAAGAAAACAUGUACAGUUGGAGGGGAGGACUUCGCUCAGAAAUCCAAUUUGCUUUAUGAGGAUUCUUUUUUAAAAAUUGCAAACUGGUGUGGAAUUGUGCAGAAAUGAGCUUCAGAUUGCAAAAAUUAGAAUUGGAGAAAACAAAAAUGGACACAUUUGUCCAUCCCUAGUGAUUCCGAAUGCCCCACACAGAAGUACAGGUCUCUUGGUUGAGGGAAAUAGCCAUAUGAAGUCUGUGGUGUAGACACAUACCCACAUUGCCCUGCAUGCUUGAAAUUAAAAAUAUGUCUUUAUUAGCGGAAUGAUCUCCUACUAUUUCCUCCCCAUAAUUUCUUACAGUUUAUAGAAUUCCACCCCCCCCAUCUGCAGCCCCUACAUGUUGUCACAAUAAAUAUUGCCUUUCAUUAUC